Molecule: messenger RNA, 1794 nt
Organism: Trichoderma reesei QM6a
Lineage: Eukaryota; Fungi; Ascomycota; Sordariomycetes; Hypocreales; Hypocreaceae
Exons: 1
Coding region: 67-1794 (575 amino acids)
Biological process (GO): regulation of DNA-templated transcription; response to xenobiotic stimulus
Molecular function (GO): zinc ion binding; DNA-binding transcription factor activity, RNA polymerase II-specific
Source: RefSeq, a predicted model, not a curated record
GAAGGUUCUGACCAGAAAACGAAGUCGAAUACCCCCCUCUUACAAGUACAUCAUAACCCUAGCGCGAUGACUCGGGACGAGGGGCGCAAACGUUCCAAAAUCGCAUGCCAGACGUGUCGCGACCUCAAAAGGCGAUGCGACGGCGCUCAACCAUGCGGCACGUGCGUGCGCUUCGAAUACCACUGCAUCUAUCAGACGUCCAAAUCGCGGCGAAGAAGAGAGUCCAAGCCGGACCCGGAGCGGAUCCCGGGUCUUUCCGGAGACGCCGUAUCGGCUCCGGCUCUGGUUCCGGCCCCGGCGUUUUCAGAGACGAAGCUCGCCCGCGAUGAAGCUCAGUCGGCUGCGGCGAGUAAAGUUGUUCAGGCGCGUUCCGUGGAGGCGAAUUCCUGCCCGGCAUUUGUGAGGACGUUGGCCUUGAGGCUGGAUCCGAAGAGAAACCCCAGGAUGCACAGCUUUGCCUGGAAUGCCUUUCUCGGGUCACGAUCACUACAGGCUGUGCAAUUGCAUGCUCCGCCCGCCCAGUCUAUCACGGACAUUAUUUCACAGAAGCGACUGCAGGAGCUGGCAGCUGUGUACUUUCAGAAGCUCGAUCCGAUCUAUGGCUUUGUUGAUCGUACUCAAAUUUGUCGUCGGAUACAACAGAGAUGGGCAGUGCCAAGCGUAACGCCAGAGCAAGAAGCCGUGCUCUGCGGCAUUGCUGCACUCGGCUGCCUGUUCUCGCAAGUUCAAUCUGACACUGCCGAAGUCGCGCUGGUUGAGCUAUCCCGGGCCUUGCUUGAAAGGACCCUGUACAGCACUCCUUCUGCUGACAGCAUCACGGCGUGGCUGCUUCGUGUGAUCUAUCUGAGGAUUGCCGAGACGCAUCAUGUCGCUUGGAUGGCGAGCUGCACGGUAAUGCACAUGAUUGACGCCGCUGGCUUCACCGUCGACGCACCUCAAGAGGCAAUCCUGUCCUCUCCCCACAAUGAAGUCAGUCUGGACACAAAGAAGAGGAUUGUGACCAUUGCUCAGCAUCUCAACAUUUGGAUGUCGUUCGACAUGGGCCUCACCCGGGUCUCCUUGUUCAAUCCUACUACGGCAAUGCCUUCAAAGAGAAAAGGAGACUUUACCCGCGAGCUGAUGGAACUGCUUCCGUUGUCAAUGGAGCUUGAUCCGCAGCGGAAGCCCACAGCUCUUGAGCUGGAAGACGCGCUUCAGGUCGUUCUCAACCGCGUGCACUCGGCUCCGCCGUCUAUUCUCGCCCAGUGUAACCUCGCACUCUGCCUCUGUCGGCGAUUGCGCUCCAUGGACGUUGCCCUGUCAGACUCCGUUCUCCAACAAGUCCUCAUACUCACGUCAAACGGAAUCCAGGCUGCGCAGGCUGUCCUUGCUGCGCGUACCCCUUGGCAUCAGAUGACCUAUGUGCCGUUCCAGAUUGUCUGUGUGCUGCUUGCCAUAGACACGGUUUCAUCCAUCUCGCAGCUACGAGACGCGAUGCAGUGCCUGCGAGACGUGUCUGCCGUGUACAAGACCGAGGCAACGCGUGAGGCUCUGAGGACGGCUCGUUCGCUCGUCUUGUUGCAUCAAAGGGGUAAAGAGAUGUUUGCUUCUGCGUUGAGUGAAAUACUAAAGAGUCGUCCGAUGAGCCCUGUUGAGGACGUUGAGGAUGUCCUGGAUACCUCGCCGAUGCUGUCGGAGGAUAUGCUUGGUAUGGAUAGCUUUACGGAUCAGUUUUUCGGGCUGCAGUAUAGUGAUAUUGAUCAGUUGCUCAACCCUGACUUCUUUUGGAACAUCAACAGCAAUAGGUUUGGGUAG